UUAAUGAGUAAUCCAACAGAAAAGUUAAUCCUAAGUUAAUUGUUAUUCUGGCAACUUAUUAGUUGCUUCUAAUCGUUGUAUCGACUUUGGUCUGACUAAAGUCAUAAUAUUAAAAGACAAAGUCAUAACCGAAAGACAGAAGUACCAAUCCUCAAUCUUCCCUAUUGACCAGUAAUUCCUAGGAUCUGCACACCUGGGCAAACCAUCACCACACUUCCAAAUUUCCAAUCAGAAGCCUGCCGUCCUUUAUUUUUAUUUAUCUUUACGGUAAUAUUUAAAGUCCUAUAAUUUCGAAAAUGGACAAAAGAAAUUCCAGAAUUGUCAAUAAUGGUUUGAUGGACGGCUUAUGGUAAAUUACCCGAUUCAAUUUGAACAUUGCAAACAAUUGAUCAUAUGCACAUCCUGUUGCUCGACUUGCCUAAAACAAAGAAAUCCAAAUUUGAUUCUGAUUCAUGAAACUUCCUAUGGCACUAAUCCCUUCUUCUUCUUCUUCUUCUUCUUCUUCUUCUUCUUCUUAAUAUUCUUUUUAUUAUUUUUAUUUUAUUUUUUUAAUGAGCCCCUUUGUAAUCCAAAAGUCGACAAACGUCUUAUGACCUAUGAUAUGGACUGUCGUAUUCCCAUUGGAGAACUCGUACCAGCAAGAUACUCCGCAAGUACAGUCGUCUCCUUCUGACUUCACCGGACACAACAUAUUAUAUUAUCAAUCAUUCAACUUCCUACACUUUCCUCUGCGACUCCCUUCGCUCUUCCAUCUUCCUCAGCUUCACCUGACCCCCAAUCCAUGGUGGCGCCGGCGGCUGCCGCCCUGGGGCCGAUCUCCCUCUCCACCCCAACCAUAAUCACCCUAAUCAUCUGCUUCCUCUCCCUCCCCCAACGGUCAACCAGUUUCAGCCUCUGCAAACUCUCCACCUGCGGCGGUGGCAGCUCCCUCUAUCCCAUGCCCGUCCGCUUCCCCUUCCGCCUGAGAGGCCAGCAAGACGAUCCCCGGUGCAGUUACAGCCCCGCGUUUGACCUCUCCUGUGACAGCUUGGGCCAGACCAUCAUCACCCUCCCCGGCGCCGGCGAGUUCGCCGUCGACAACAUCGACUACCAGGCCCAGACGAUCGUCCUCAGCGACCCCGAUGCCUGCCUCCCGCGCCGCCUCCUCAACAACACCUCCCUGAUCUCCGGGAACUCCGCUUUCCAGCCCGUGAUCACGCGGAAGUUCAUGCUCCUCAAUUGCUCGACCGAGGCCAUCGCGGCGGUUAUGUACCCGAGGUCCAUGACGGUCUUGUGCCUCAGCGAGGAGAACUUCACCGUGAUCUCGGUGCCAUCAAGGUAUUACGACAGCUCGCACGAGUGCGAGGUGCUCGGAUCGAUCACGGUCCCCUUACUGAUGCCGUACUGGCGAAAUGUUGAUUGCGACAUAAGGUUGACCUGGGACGCGCCCGAUUGCCGGUCGUGCGAGGAGCUUGAGGGCCAGUGCGGGUUCAAGAACGACAAUGGAUCCGAGGUCGGAUGCAUCGGUCUUUCUAGCUCCGGUCUUCCGAGGGCGGCCAAGUAUGGUCUAAUCCUCGGUGCGGGGAUCCCCGGGCUCCUGUGCCUCAUCGGGUUGAUGUGCUUUGUCUCCAGGAGGAUCCGGACGUACCACCGGCGGUCUGAGCCUACAAUGGAGUUCUCGGCUAUGGCAGGCCCCCGGCCGAUGCUCCUGUCUGUGGGCCUGGAUGGGCCAACCAUAGAAUCCUACCCCAUGACACAGCUCGGUGAAAGCAAGCGACUGCCCAAGCCCAAUGACAAUACCUGCUCGAUAUGCCUGUGCGAGUACCAGCCGAAGGAGACCCUGAGGACCAUACCGGAGUGCAACCACUACUUCCAUGUGAACUGCAUCGAUGAGUGGCUGAGGUUAAACGCGAGUUGCCCCUUGUGUAGGAACUUGCCGGAGCCCUCGUUGCAGGAGAUGCCUUCGUCUUCGUUAUCCUCAUCGACAGCCUUAGCUCCUCCAGCUUAGAAGCCAUCUUCUCACUCUUGUAAAUAGUCAGCGGUUUUUGAUCGAAGGCAGGUUGCUGCCCGUAUCAUACACCUAUACCACCACACACUUAUAGAGAAAUUGAUUCAAUUCAUCUGUCUAUUCAUACACCUAUACAAUUUUUCACUCGAUUCAUUUCUCUGUUCAUCUGUCUAUAAUCCUGUCUGCACUAAUCACUGAAAUUUACGAGUUGUGAUUUCUCAUA
This is a messenger RNA of Punica granatum (pomegranate), 2210 nucleotides long. The record is from RefSeq and is a predicted model, not a curated record. NCBI's taxonomy places the organism in Eukaryota, Viridiplantae, Streptophyta, Magnoliopsida, Myrtales, Lythraceae.